AUGCCUAAUCGUGGAAAAGGAAGAAAGAGACGAAACGCUCCUAACGUUUCGCAGAGAGGUACAGCGCCUAGCCUACGACCCAAUAAUCUGCCCAGUCAGUACAACUUCACGCCGGCGCCGGUCCAAGUUCCUCCUGCGAUGCACACGCCGGAUGUACCCACCCCCGUUCAGCCAGGGCAAUCAACGACGUCUCAUUUCUGGGACUAUCCCCCACCUCAAAGGCUUUUCCAGAGCACAUUGACCCCACAAUGUCAAGUAGAACAACCUCAUUCAGAAGAGGUUCAAAGACAAGCUACUUCUGAGCCCGAGUCUCCAACUUCUCCAAUUCAAGCCUCUGUCGGCCACAGUCAGCCAUCGUCUCAGGGCAACAACUUCCAACAAGCUCCUCCGGUGUUGCCGGAACUACAGGAGGACACGCUGAGGGCUCUUAAUGCCCUGCUGACGGUGCCAGGCAGGGAGAACUUCACCACGGUCCUCCAUCCUGAAGCCUUACCAAACACGACAUGGUUUGGCAAACGUGAUAAAGGAUCAAAACUUGUGAGGAGUAUUAGAGAAGUGUUUACAAACAAGUUUGAUGGUCCGUACUAUAGCUGGAAAUGUGUGCCUCAGGACAGACAAGAGAGAUAUUUUCUUGAAUUCGCGGUAAAAAAACCCACACAUGGGAUCCUUUGA
This is a messenger RNA of Capsella rubella, 672 nucleotides long. RefSeq lists its product as uncharacterized. The coding region runs from base 1 to 672 and encodes 223 amino acids. The record is from RefSeq and is a predicted model, not a curated record. NCBI's taxonomy places the organism in Eukaryota, Viridiplantae, Streptophyta, Magnoliopsida, Brassicales, Brassicaceae. The transcript is spliced from 3 exons.